AGCUUUUUUAUCCUUCUUUCAACCAUUACAGACGCCGGUUACUACGGAUUCUCCUAUUUUCAUUCUCCUCUAAUUAUACAUUCGUUACUAUUUUUAUUAAUUUUUUUUAUUACCAUCAAGAGAGAGAGAGAGAGGGCACUUGUGGGUUUUGGACAAAAACCAGACAGGAAUCAUCCGUUAAAAAGAAAUAAAAUUUCGGUGAGGGUUUAGAAGGUCGUGGCAGAAAAUUUUCGCCCUCCAAACAGAACCCUAUUACCUGUAGUUCUUCGGUUAGGAGAAUAGCUGCAGGUGCAGAGAGUUGAACGGAAGAGAAGAGGCGUCCCACAAGUGCCAUAAACAGAGCAUCAUCCAAUAUUAAGAAAGAAGAGAUGGCGAGGAAAAUGGAAGGUUGAGUACAGCGAAGCAGAUGCUCAUUGUGCAGACCCCCCAACAAAACACAUGUACACUUUGUAUAAUAUCCAUGUGUAUAAUAUAGAGAGAAAUAGUGCUGAUACACGAAAAAGUUUGGUCUUUGUUGCUUGAAAUUUCAUUGGACAACCUUGCCUACAAUUCUUGUGGGUACCCACUAGCAGCUUUCUUGUCCUCUCUCUUUUCCUUCUCUUCUCCUCCUUCCUUCUUCUUCUUUAUAUUUUCGUACAUGUGAAAAUUUUUUCUUUUCUUUUCUCUUCUGUUGUUAUUAUUCUAACCACACGGGACUCCCCUAACAGUAAUGAUUUUCUCGUUACGGGUAUCGUUGUUGAGGAAUCUGAGGAGUUAUGGGUGUAAAAAAGUGGCAGUUGUAACAUUAGAAAAACAACAACAACUACAAGAAGAAGAGAAACAAACGCACACGAGUGAACGUACGAGACAGAAAAAGGAGUUCUUGUGUUGAUUGAUGUGAUCAUACAAAACAAACGGCUCUUUCUGGCUUUAUCUAUACCAUUGUUUCCUCUCUAUAUCUGUUGUCUUUGUAGGGGGAAGAGAGGGAGUGGAGUGUAGGUUAAUUUCUUGAUUUUUUUGAUCUGGGUGGUUUCUUCUUUUUACCCAUUUUUGUUUUUCUUUUUUGUAUCCUUUCUUUUGGUGCUGUAUUGUGUGUAUCAUGUCUCAACAAAGGCAAUUUCAUAUGGUGGGUGGCAGCAAUCCAGGCCAAUACAAUGACACCACAUUUACCAAAAUAUUUGUUGGAGGCUUGGCCUGGGAGACCCAAAGAGAUACCAUGAGGCGUUAUUUUGAGCAGUUUGGAGAGAUCUUGGAGGCUGUUGUUAUUACGGAUAAGAACACUGGGAGAUCCAAGGGCUAUGGCUUCGUUACAUUUAAGGAUCCAGAGGCAGCCGUGAGAGCUUGUCAAAACGCUUCUCCGGUGAUUGAUGGAAGAAGAGCAAACUGCAAUCUUGCAUCACUUGGUGCACACAAGACUCGUUCACCAACUCCUCAAAAUGGCGCAGGACGGUUUAGACCAGCGCCUGGAUUGGUGGCUCCACCAGCUUAUCAUGGUUCAUCAUCAUCAUAUAUCCAUCAAGCCACUGGGCAAUACACAUUUCCUUAUUCAGCUUAUGGGUACACUGGGUAUCCACAAGAGGGCAUAUAUCCUUUGAAUUAUUAUGGGGUAUAUGGAGGCCAACAAUAUUCUCCAUAUUACUCUACUGGGGCAUCAGGGAUGUUCCAUAACUUCUAUCCACUCUAUACACAGUAUGGACAGAGUAGUCCAGGUCAUGGCUUUGGAGUUCAGUAUCCUCAAAUGUUACAGUACCCUUAUUUACCUCAGCAAUAUGGCUCUACAGGAAUUUUAUCACUUCCUUCUUCCAUGGCAAUGGCAACUACAACAACAGGAGCAACAACAAUGGCAACUCCUAUGACUCUGACGACAACACCAGCAGGAGUGGUGGGAGAGGGACCAGAUUCUUUGCAAGCCUCUGGAAUUGCUUCUGAACAAAAUUCAUCAACCUAAUUAAGCAUGGAAACUUUGUUUGUCCUUUCACAAGCUAACAACAUUGCAAAUUGUGAGAAGGGCCAGAGUUAAGUCACUGAUUCAAGUUCAAGAGAAGGAUGCCAGAUCACAAAACAGAGGAAAUCCAAGAAUUCGGCAUCAGAUUUGUUCAUCCCAUGGAAACAAGCAUUUUUAAGAUGCAGAGCUCACUCCACUAACUGGCUUCAAUCAAUUUCUAAAUUCAAGCCCCAACAUUAUCAACAUCAUCAGUAUACAUGUUCGGUUAAUUAGGACACUAGGAAGUCAAAGUAGUUGUUAGCAUCAGGAGAAGAAAUCAUAUUCAUUCCAUGUAUUAGCACAAGGUGGAAGACAUAUUGGCUUUGGAUUCUACCUUACAGUACUAAUUUCCAGAUGAUUGUCUGGGAUGCAGACAGCAUCCGAUGACAUACUGUUGUUUAUAUUUGGAACUUGUUGGGUUGUAAGAUCAAUUUUUUAUCUUUCAACCUGAAUUUGGUCAAACAUGUAGGAAAAGGGUGAGCCUGGAGGGCUCACCCAUUAACUUGUAAUUCUCUUUUUGUUUGUUUAUCAUUCAUGGUUGACACUUUUCAUGACAGGCAAAGAAAGAUUAGUUGGAGGAAAAGCAUCUCUUGCACCUUUCA
This is a messenger RNA of Manihot esculenta (cassava), 2565 nucleotides long. RefSeq names its product RNA-binding protein 38. The record is from RefSeq and is a predicted model, not a curated record. The coding region runs from base 1079 to 1927 and encodes 282 amino acids. The transcript has 6 exons. Gene Ontology annotation, molecular function: RNA binding. NCBI's taxonomy places the organism in Eukaryota, Viridiplantae, Streptophyta, Magnoliopsida, Malpighiales, Euphorbiaceae.